AUGAAUCCUAGAAGAAGCCAAGAGAGCUUACCUGAUUUGAUUCUCUUUAUGAUCAUCUCUAGCUUGCCAUUCAAGGAAGCUAUGAAAUUGAGUCUUGUCUCAAAGCGCUGGGAGAGUCUCUGCCACAAAAUGACCAACAUUGCUUUCAAGGAGUCCGAAUUCGUGAAAUUUUCAGACGAUGAACAAACUAAAAGCGUCGCUAGGACUUCGUUCGUUCACUACAUGCUUAAAUGGGUUGCAAAUUUUACCGGUGAAGAGAUCAAAAGUUUUAAACUUUAUCUAUCUAAACCGGUUGAUAUCACAACAGAGGUCAUGUCGCUGAUCAAUUUCGCGGUCUCAAAUCACGUCAAGAAUCUAGAUCUUGAUUUCUCAUACCCUUCUUGGAUUACCAAGAUUGAAGCAGAAACAAGAGUCUUUCAAUUUCCGGGAAGCUUUUACAAUCAAAUGAACCUCGAGUCACUGAAGCUAUUCGCUUGCGGGUUUGAUCCAUCAAGGCUCGCGAAAACAGGUUCACUAAAAACUCUCUCUUUUGGUUGGAUCCAACUCAGAGACAUCAUGUCUUUGAUACUAAAGUGUCCUCUUCUCGAGAGUCUAAGCAUUCAAAACUGUUGGGACGUUGGUCUCGAAAAGAUAACCGAAAAUAACAACCGGUUAAGAGAAUUGGUAUUCGAGAAUUGCGAUUUCGCCGUGGAUUAUACAACACUCGACUUGCCCAACAUUCAGAUCUUCAAGUACUCAGGUAGGUUUCAUUACUUUCAGUUCGUAGGAGUGAAUAGGGUAAUGAAAGAAGCAUACUUAGAUUUUGGUGUGGAGACAGAGUGCCAAGAAGGAGAAACAGGAGAACUUCUUUGUGGUCUCCUUUACGAUCUUUUAUCCGCCAAAAGAUUAACCAUAUGUCCCUUUAUCAUCCAAUUGAUUCAAGAGUAUGAUCCGGUUCGAUUACAAGCAUCCAUGGAAACAAGACAUUUGGUAAUGAAAACAAAUAUGCUUCCACAUGAGUUCAUUGGGAUAAAGGUUAUGAUCAAUAGUUGUCCUGAUUUGGAGACUCUCACUUUGCAAAUGGUUGAUCCUAGGCAUGUCUUACCGACGGAUUUUGAGAUCGAAUUCGAUCCGGAAACUUAUUGGGAGUAUCCAAUCAGCCAUAGGUGUUUAAAGAAAACGCUCAAAGUUGUGGAGUUGAGGAACUUUAGAGGUGGCUUGUACGAGGUAUAUGUGUUGCAGUUUCUGAUCCGGUGUGGUCUUGUGUUGGAAAGGGUUGAGCUUUAUUUGCCGAUUGGAGUGGUGGAGAGUCAAAGGACUUCUGCUUUUGUUGUUGCUGAGUCUUUGUGGAAGGUGACCAAGAUAGCUUCGAAGAAUUUGAAGAUUUAUCUUCACACUGGUUGA
Messenger RNA from Arabis nemorensis, 1383 nucleotides. The record is from the annotation of a GenBank genome assembly. NCBI's taxonomy places the organism in Eukaryota, Viridiplantae, Streptophyta, Magnoliopsida, Brassicales, Brassicaceae.